Messenger RNA from Cydia splendana, 1288 nucleotides. RefSeq lists its product as uncharacterized. Gene Ontology annotation, cellular component: cytoplasm. The coding region runs from base 26 to 1288 and encodes 420 amino acids. Gene Ontology annotation, molecular function: protein binding. The record is from RefSeq and is a predicted model, not a curated record. The transcript has 7 exons. NCBI's taxonomy places the organism in Eukaryota, Metazoa, Arthropoda, Insecta, Lepidoptera, Tortricidae.
AGAGACAGAACACCCACGAGUGAGAAUGUCAUGUACUAAAACAAUAUUGGAUUAUUUCAACGAGGACUGUUGGAAUCUUGUACUGGGCUAUGUGCCUUUGCAGGAUAUUAUUCGAACAGAACGUGCCAGCCGGCAAUGGCAGAGGAUAGUACUUACUUACUUGUCACAUACUCGUAUUUGUAUAAAAAUGGAUUAUAGCUUCCGGGAUGAUGACGAGGUCACAGGGGUAGUACAGAAUGUCCGUUGCGCCAUUCUAAGGAAAACUUAUAUGCCAUCUUUUCAAAGUUGGGCAUGCAAAUUGGGGACAUCAGUGGUGGCUGGUUACUGCUCUGAAAAAAGUUUUAAUAUCAUUGGAGAGAACUGCCCCAAUUUAGAAGGUGUUACGUUCCUUAACCUCCCUGAAGAAUUGUUAUUGAACAAUCGGUAUCCAAACUUCCGAUGCCUGCGGAGGCUUCGUUUUAUAGAUUGUUUGUCUAUGACAGAUAACACUCUCAGCCAAUACAUAGCUAGCCCUGUUUUGGAGGAAUUGUUAUUAUUCUUCAAUAAUCAAGUAACUGGUCAAUGCUUCACAAACAUUAGAUCACCAAAUUUUAAAUCCCUCGACUUCAAAUUUUGUAAAGCCUUGGCAUGUCGGCUUUUGGCUGUGGCCAAGGACCAUUUCAGCGAAUUGACGAAGCUGGUUCUUAAUGGUAUUAAUGCCGUUAAUAUAGAAGGUGAUUUUGGAGAAAAAGAUGAACCAUUUGACGACAUAGUGUUAGUGCUAGAAAAGACGACGAAGUUAGAAUACUUAUCUACAUGGGAAUUUGGGAGGUACCUAGACAAUUUCUUUGAGUCGGUCUACCGACUAAGAUAUUUGAAAGAGCUUGAGAUAGACAGCUAUGGAACAGACGAAAAUAUUGCGGAAGUGACGCGGCGCUGUCCACAGUUGCGGUUCUUGAAGUACCAAGUCUGUGAGCAGCUAACAGGGCGCGGGCUGCGGGCGGCGUGCGUGCACGCAGGCGCGCGGCUCACGAAACUCCACGUGCCUCAUAGCAAACACCUCACAGACAACGACGUGGAGGCCUGCAUUCGUGCCUGUCCCAAUCUUAUGGAGCUGAAUGUGCAGUACUGUUCGUUAAUAACGCGUGAUGUUUUGCCGCGUGCAGCGGCCGCGCGUCGCGCUGUUCGCGCGCAUCUGCCGCUGCGCCUGCUCUUGUCCGACUUUGACUUGCGCCGCGAUGAUCCUGAGAACCACGAGCCGAUACCAACGUUUGAAGAGCUUGAUCUACCCUACAUUCGUUUCUCAUAA